CCAGCAACGCACGGCCGAGUACCUCACAGGGCAGCGCUUCUGCUUGGCGGCUAGGGGGAGCUCAGCCGCCGCCUUUGCCUUCGCGAGGGUUUUAGCGAGCAAGACACACGGGAGCAGGAGGGAGCGCGCCGAGAGAGGGACGCAAGGAGAUGGCCGCCAUGGUCGGAGCGCGCAGGGCGCUCCUCGCCGCCCGCUACUCCCCUCGCGGCGCGAUCGCGGCAUCGGCAACGCCUGUCCCCCCGUACCGGCUCGCGGAUUCGCCGCCCAGGCUUCCAGCUGAAAGAAGUUGUGUGCAGUCUUGGAUUCCACAUCGAGCAGCUGGCAACCUUGCAUCUGAACGUACUGAUGAAGACUAUCACCGCGAGUGGGGACAAAACAACGCAAGGUCCUAUGGGAACUCCCGUUCAAAUCACUUCGACCACCAGCUUAAGAGAGAUGCCCAUUCAGCUGGUUCCACAAGUGGUGUGAAUAUUGGUGGUAGUUCCGAGCAACCAUACAGAAGUGGUGCAUCGUAUGGCUUUCCAAACAGUAAUCAGAAUCAGACACAUAGUGGUGCAAGAGCAAAUAAUGAGCAACCUGGAUAUAAUGCAACACAACCUUAUUAUAGAACUAGUAGUGCAUACAGCCAGCAAAGCCUUGGUGGACAUCUUCCAAAUGCCCAUCAGCAGUAUGGAUAUGGUAAAAGUACCCCAGCUGGGUAUGGUAAAGGGCAAACUUAUCAUCAUCCUAAUGGAUAUGGUACAUAUGACUCUGGAUAUAACACCCAAAGUAACCGGAAGACCUAUAAAGGAGAGGGAGCUACUACUGCGCAGUAUGGAUAUGGUCCUUCAGGACAAGGUCCAAACUCAGUUGGAAAUGGUCAGCAAGUCUUUCAGCAACAGCAAUAUGUUGAUCAUAGAUCUAGGGGCGGUUAUCCAGAUAGACCUGGUAAUCCAACCUCCCAGUAUGCAAAUCCAACUCAUUUCAAUAAGGAGCAUGUUACAGGGUUUCAGCAAGGCAGCAAUAGCAAUUAUGGAUAUAAUGCUCCACAAGCAAAUCAGAGCCCUUAUGUCACUAGCCAAGUUGACACAAGGAGCACUCAAGUAUAUUCCAUGUACCUAAAUACAGAUGUGCAACGCCUCCCUAAUGGAAUUCAUCAAGAAAAACAUUCACAUGUUCAACCUACUACAUCAUUUGGGAAUCACUUGAACAGUGCCCCUCAUCAAGGUGGCGUAUAUUAUCAACCACUGCCUGGCAACCCUUCAAAUGAUAGCUCACCUUCUGAAGUAUCUAACGAAGUCAGCAGCAAACACAAAGGUACUGUUGAAGAACUGGAGAAGUUAUGUGAAGAUGGCAAUGUAAAAGAAGCGAUGGAGGUUCUGGCUUUGCUACAGGAAAAUGGAACUGUGCUACAUGCUUAUCAGUACUUUAGAUUGAUGCAAGCAUGCGGUGAUGCAACUGCUCUUGAAGAAGCAAGAGUAAUACAUAGUCAGAUAUCUGAAUCAUCAAUUACUGUGGACACAGAUGUUCAAAACAAAAUUUUGGAGAUGUAUGCUAAGUGCGGUUCAAUGGAAGAUGCUAAGAAGCUUUUCAGUACUAUGGAUCAUCAUAACUUGGCUUCGUGGAACACUAUGAUAUCAGGUUUUGUGCAAAAUGGUCAUGGUGAAGAAGCAACUGAUUUUUUCGAUCAGUUUAAGCAGACAGGGGAUAAGCCAGAUCAUGUCAUGUUCACGCAUAUUUUCCUGGCCUGUGGAAUUAUGGGAUCUGUUGAUGAGGGAAUGUUGCAUUUUGAAGCAAUGCAGAAGGAUUUUGGUAUAAUUCCUACCAUGGAACAUUAUGCCAGUAUUGUUAGUAUGCUUGGGCAGUCGGGCUACAUUGCUGAAGCUCAUGAAUUUGUGGAAUGGAUGCCUGUGGAACCAAGCAUUGAGGUCUGGGAAAAUUUGAUGAACAUGUGUCGACUUAAUGGCUUCUUAGAGCUUGGAGAUCGUUGCGCUCAAAUAAUAGAACAUUUGGAUUCUUCUAGGCUGAAUGAACAGUCCAAAAUGGGUCUUUUCCCUGUCGACGCUUCAGACCUUGCAAAGGAAAAGGAAAGGAAAAAGGCUAGUGUGGCUGAAGCUAGGAGCAAGGUCCACGAAUAUAGAGCUGGAGAUCGAUCCCACCCUGACACCCAUAAGAUCUAUGAAGAGCUGAGGUACUUGUCAGCUCAUAUGAAGGAAGCUGGAUAUAUUGCUGACACCCGGUUCGUGCUUCACGACGUUGAUCAAGAAACAAAAGAGGAAGCUUUGCUAGCUCACAGCGAGAGGCUGGCUAUCAGUUAUGGUCUUAUAACAAGCGCUGUUCGUUCUCCCAUUCGGGUUAUAAAGAAUCUUCGUUCCUGUGGAGAUUGUCACACGGCUUUCAAGAUAAUCUCAAAACUUGUUGGCCGUCUGAUCAUUGCAAGGGAUGCAAAGAGGUUCCACCAUUUUGAAAAUGGUGUCUGCUCUUGCAAAGACUAUUGGUAAACAAGAUAUUAGAAGCCGACAUUGUUAAUUUUGAUGGGAGCAAGAGUACUGUGGGCUGUUGCCUAUCUAACAUUUAGGUAACCACUAGUUUUAUAUCAGGGACAUGUAUGCUGUCAUUGGUGUAAUUUAGGCCCUUAUUAGUAUUCUGCUUUUCUGUUCAUGCGUUUACAGGCCUGAAACGUUCUUUAACUGCUGUUAUCCCUAAUUUGUUACUUGUCACAGCAAAAUAAACAGUUUGAGUGUACAUGGUUACGAACCCCUGGUGGUAAGUGGACUCUGAUUCAGAUGACUAAUUGACUACAGAGCUUUCUAACUUCUUUC
Messenger RNA from Panicum hallii, 2801 nucleotides. Its product is annotated as pentatricopeptide repeat-containing protein At4g32450, mitochondrial. Bases 150 to 2480 code for a protein of 776 amino acids. The transcript is spliced from 2 exons. Gene Ontology annotation, biological process: RNA modification. Gene Ontology annotation, molecular function: zinc ion binding; protein binding; RNA binding. The record is from RefSeq and is a predicted model, not a curated record. NCBI's taxonomy places the organism in Eukaryota, Viridiplantae, Streptophyta, Magnoliopsida, Poales, Poaceae.